Hevea brasiliensis (rubber tree) is the source of this 1196-nucleotide messenger RNA. Its product is annotated as RING-H2 finger protein ATL57-like. The record is from RefSeq and is a predicted model, not a curated record. The transcript has a single exon. Bases 173 to 901 code for a protein of 242 amino acids. NCBI's taxonomy places the organism in Eukaryota, Viridiplantae, Streptophyta, Magnoliopsida, Malpighiales, Euphorbiaceae. Gene Ontology annotation, molecular function: zinc ion binding.
UAUAUAUAUGUCUAGCAAUUAUAAUCCAGUCCAUCUACAUUGGCCUUCUGGAGAAUCUGGACACAUCUCUAGUAGAGCAUCACUCUCGCCACCCCCCUGACCGCCCUUCUUGUCCAGUCCUCCUCCACCAACACCACCAUCACUCUCUCUAUCUAUUGCCCAUCAGAUACACAUGGCUUUUCUUGUUACUUCUCAGCCUUCAAUGAAAUCUCACAGCCGCAAACUACAAGUUUCAUACAACACGUCGUUCCAACCCCUUAACACCCUUCACAAUUCCACCUCCGCCUCACCACCACCGCCGUUAAAGAAACCCAUCAUCAUGUCACCACCACCACCACCACCGACGCCGCAGCCAUCGUCACAACAGCAAUAUUCUCAUCCACCCUUUGACUCGUCUAUGGCCUUAACCGUUCUUGUCCUAUUAGCAGCUCUUUUCUUCAUGGGCUUCUUCUCCAUCUACCUCCGGAAGUUCUCCACCGACCCAACACCGGAUUUCUCUUCUCACCGUCGCAACAACCCGACAACUCCCGUCCGUCAAUCAAGGGCAGCGUCAGGUUCAAGCAAGGGGCUCGACCCACAAGUUAUCAGGUCAUUGCCGGUGUAUUCUUAUUACCAUGAGGAUGCAAAGUACCAAAUUGAGUGCGCUAUUUGCUUGGGUGAGUUUGAGGAGAAAGACACCGUCAAAAUAAUACCAUACUGCAAGCACGUGUUCCACCUGGAAUGUAUUGACACGUGGCUUAAAAUGCACGUGACUUGCCCUGUUUGCAGAGGGAUUCGGUUUUUGGAGAUGAAUAGCAAGAGCAGCAGUGAUGGUUAUGGCGGCGGUUUGGUAUCAACGGUGGAAAAUGGUGAUAUGUGUAUACAGGUGGGGACACUGGGUAUGACGACGACUGACAGCUGACUGACUAGCUAGUCUAGCUGUACAAUACAGGUUAGUGAUAAGUGUGAAGUGGCACGUGUAAAAGCGUUCAUUUUUAUGAUAUAUUUAAUUUUUCCGGAAUUUCAGAAAAGAAUUAGACCACCUUUGAAUUUGGUAUCGUCCAUUACCAAAUAGCUAUUUUCUGGUGACUUUGGUGACUUGUUUUUCUCUUUUACAGGUUAGGCAAUUUUGCACAUAAUAUGUAGUUUCAUUUGGCAAAUAGAGUCUCGCCUUGUAAAAUUUUCUUCUGAAAUGAAACGCUGAUUUUGAAAUGCAA